AAUUCGGAAUAUAUUAAUAAUUAUAGUUUAAGAGAAAUUAGCUAAACGUGUUUCAAAACAGCUACUGACCAAGCUAACCCGUCCUGUGCACUGUUAGCUAACUGACGUGUUUACCAUUAGCGCCAACGUUAGUCAGUCAAUCAAUCAAAUAAUCAUUUAAAGUUGCUGUAUGUUUGUCAAUGGUAAGAACCAACGUGAGGUUGAACUUUAGCGCGAGUUUAGCUUAAGUUAGCUGGAGGAAUUACAACAGAUGAGGAAGAUGAGGCAUAUAGCUGAUGGAAAGCUCAGACAAAACACGGCUGACGCUUGUGGAGAGACUCCAACAGAAAUUAACAUCAACCCCGUGCCUUUCAACAUGAACCAAAACAGUGCAGUGUGUCUCCCCCUGCUCUCUGAGAGUCAGAAGCUUAUAUGGGUGCAUUCAAACCAGAUCGACGUACAGCUGGAUGGUGCAGCGGAGCUGGACAAGGCCUUCGACAUGUUCCCGUACCUGACACAGAAAGAGACAGCUGCACUGGCGCAGCGCUGCUCCCUGCUCCCAGACCAAGUGAAGGUGUGGUUCAUGGCACAGAGACUCCGCUAUGGCAUCAGCUGGGACUACAAAGACAUCCGACAGGUUCAGAAGAAGUUCAAGUCAAGUGAGGGAAAGGCUCUGAGAAAGCAAGAUCUGCAAAACGGGAUAGGGGAAAUGGUAAAAAAGAAAAGAAGAGAGAAGAAGAAAAAAAAGAGAGAGGUAAAAGAAUCUGACGGGAAGAAGGAAGGAAAGGUCAGGGAGGAACAGGGUGCAAAUGAGGGAAGGAUGAUGGGAGAAAGUGUUAGGGCUAAUAAGCGAUUGGAGAGAAACAUGGUGCAGGAGCAACCGUUGAAUAAAGACAUAAAAGUGGCGAAAGUUGAGGGAGACAAAAGGAAUACUCAGAAAAGGCGGAAAAGGAUGGCAGUGCCCAACACAAUGGGAAAGAAGAGGAUGAGGCAAGGCAAUGAUGGUAUUUUGGGGAGAGCUGGAGAUGUAGAAAGAGGUGAUCAAGUCGAGAGGGAAGCACAAAAAUCCAUCCAGUCAGAAAGAACACGUCCCACCAGAGCGAAGAAGGAAAAAGCAAACAAAUUGAUGUCUGUCAACGAGUGGCCUGCUGACAAGACCUUUGUGGUGCCCGAUGAGCCCCUGGAUGUGAGUCCUCUGCUCUUUAAUGUACCUCCACUGAGUGACAAGCAGACAGAAGUGCUGGAAAGAGUUGAUGUCAUUCCCCCUCCCACCCGCUAUACCGGUAUGACCACUGUAAACAGCGGUUUUGAGGGGAAACCAGAAAUGGAGACUAGGCUAGAGAGAGAAGUCAGUGCAGAGUUAACAAACAACAUUUUCGUCACUGAUGUUGGCAAACUGAAGGAGCUCCUGACCAUUAGUCCUGUUGUCGACAGUUCAUCCACCUGCAACCCACAGCAGGCCUCUCAUGUGAUAGACGCAUGCACCCUUCACAGUCCGGUCCACUGCAGCGCAAAGUCGCAGAGUCAGUUGAGGAUGAUGAAGAUUGCUUUUGCCCGCUGCCAGUAUCCAAAGAGCGAGGACUACGACCGCCUGGCGAUGUUGAUCGGCGUCCCUCGGUACGUGUUGGUUAAGUGGUUCGGGGACAUGCGCUAUUAUGUCAAGAAAGGGAAGCCCUCCUGGUUGAAUCGGGAGCAGCACAGCCGGGCGCUGGCCAACAUCAGGUACUGGCAGUAUGUGAAUGCGCUGGUAAAGGCACAGUCCAGUGAGGGCAGGAGAACCAGGAGGAAGAAGCCUGUGAGCAAAAGCUCUGGCAAGGAUGAAAGUGUGAAGGUGCCUCUACAGUAGAAACGAUGCCACAGCCUGUCCACCUAAUAUCCCACUAAAGGGAAUGAAGACGAAUCACCUCUUAUCAUUUGGAAAGAUGCAUCAGAAGCCAUUAAAUGUUUUACAAUUUGUGCAUUACUAGUAUUUUAGGGUCAAGCUGUUUGGCACGCAGUUGAACUUUUUGAAGUGUUUGUUAAAAGUUUGCUAAGUUCCCUCCCUAUGCUUUUAUUUUGAAUUUAGUGUUGUUUUACUGUUAGUUGUUGGUGAUUACUUAACAUGUUCGUUAACAUACAUGCACAGUAUUUUCAAAAAGUGAGUCAUUUGCAAUCCAGAUGCAGUUUUACAUCAACAAGUCCUCUUUAUGCUGUGCAGAUGUUUUUAUUGUCAUUCAAGUAAAGCGCUUUCAUUGCUUGUUGUUCGAA
This is a messenger RNA of Seriola aureovittata, 2226 nucleotides long. RefSeq names its product homeobox and leucine zipper encoding b (gene homezb). Gene Ontology annotation, biological process: regulation of transcription by RNA polymerase II. Bases 251 to 1825 code for a protein of 524 amino acids. Lineage: Eukaryota; Metazoa; Chordata; Actinopteri; Carangiformes; Carangidae. Gene Ontology annotation, molecular function: DNA binding; DNA-binding transcription factor activity, RNA polymerase II-specific. The record is from RefSeq and is a predicted model, not a curated record. The transcript has 2 exons. Gene Ontology annotation, cellular component: nucleus.